UUCAGCAGGAUGAGUGAGGCAGAGGGACAAUUCUACAGUGUUCAGGUGGUGGACUCCACCUUCACUGUACUUAAACGCUACCAGCAGCUUCGGCCCAUUGGUUCUGGAGCCCAGGGCAUUGUCUGCUCUGCCCUAGAUACAGUCCUUGGUAUACCAGUGGCAGUGAAAAAGCUGUGUCGGCCCUUUCAGAACCAGACCCAUGCUAAGCGUGCCUACAGGGAGCUGGUGCUACUCAAAUGUGUCAACCACAAAAAUAUCAUCCGUCUGAUCAAUGUAUUCACGCCUCAGAAGUCCCUGGAGGAAUUCCAGGAUCUGUAUCUGGUGAUGGAGCUAAUGGAUGCUAGCCUAUGCCAAGUGAUCCAUAUGGACCUAGAUCAUGAGAGGAUGUCCUACCUGCUAUACCAGAUCCUUUGUGGCAUCAGGCACCUGCACUCUGCUGGCAUAAUCCACAGGGAUCUGAAGCCCAGUAACAUUGUGGUUAAGUCAGAUUGCACAUUAAAGAUCUUAGACUUCGGCCUAGCUAGGACAGCCUGCACUAACUUCAUGAUGACCCCCUACGUGGUGACCAGAUACUACCGUGCCCCAGAGGUCAUUCUGGGCAUGAAAUAUAAGGAAAAUGUGGACCUGUGGUCAGUUGGCUGCAUAAUGGCUGAAAUGAUUUCUCACAAAGUCCUUUUUCCUGGAAAGGACUACAUCGACCAGUGGAAUAAGGUGAUUGAGAUUCUGGGCACACCCAGUCUAGAGUUUAUGAACCGACUGAUGGAGACUGUGAGGAACUAUGUGAUGAACAAGCCACAGUAUCCUGGUGUCAGUUUUGCCGAGCUUUUCCCGGACUGGGCCUUCCCCUCUGAGUCAGAACAUGACAAACUGAAGACGAGUCAAGCACGGGACUUGCUUUCCAAAAUGCUGGUCAUUGAUCCUGAGUGCCGCAUCUCUGUAGAAGAAGCCCUUAAUCACCCCUACAUUCAUGUGUGGUACGACCCAGCAGAGGCAGACGCGCCUCCACCCCAGAUUUCUGACAAGCAGCUGGAAGAGAGAGAGCACACUAUUGAGCAGUGGAAAGAGCUCAUUUAUGAAGAGGUGAUUGACUGGGAGGAGAGGAACAAGAACGGUCUAAUGAAAGAAGAUUGCUCAGAUGUGAUUUCAGGGUCAGCCUCCCAGUCUUCUUCCGCCAACGAUAUCUCGUCCAUGUCCACGGAGCACACCUUGGCCUCAGACACAGACAGCAGCAGCAUCGACACACUGACAGGACCACUGGACGAGAAUCACUGAACACAGACCAUUUCCACGCGUCCGUCUGCCUGCCUGCCAUCUCCCAUUUUCAAUGUCCAAACAUCCGUAGCCCUUUUCAGACAUGGUAUAUGCAACAUCGCUGGCUUCAUCAAUCUGUUAAAGUGACGGCACUCUGUCUUUCAGACAUUGGUCAGUUUUACAUCAGUGCGCUUCAUGGCUUCGAUACAACAUACAUGCCGGAAUAUUGUCAGCGUCGCCUUUAGUGAAGUGUAACCACACUCUUGAACGUGUUGUUCUCUCACUAGAAGGUGUGUGUGUGUGUGCACACUGCUGCUGAGAAAGCUGUACCCCACCUUCCCACACAGGCUCCAAAAGAAAUCUCUUAAUGAGCGGGAAUGCUGAAAAUGAGGAAUGUUUUAAUCUUGCAAACGAGAAGCAUAGUUUAUGAGCUAAAAUGUUGACAUGCACAUAUUUUGUUGUGGAGAGCGUUCUCUUGUGAGCUGAGCAACUCGCAAAGAUGCAUUCACAGCAUGAAUUUGAGUGUGCAUUACCGUUAAUGUUCAGAUGCCGUCAGGAGGGAGUCUGAAAGGGGCCCAUCAGCCAUCACCUUUCUUUUCUUUUUUUACCUCCACAUCUACCAGCUUUCCAGUUUUUUGUUUUUUUUUGGGUUGUUUUUUUUUUUGUCUGUCUGUGUCUUUAUUUUUCCUCUUCAUCCUAAAUGAACAGCUUUAUUUUUCUAAUUUCUUACCCCCUCUUAUGUGGCGGGUCUUCACACUUUGUUUUGGACUGCUGCCUGUAGGUAAAGGUUAUGUGCUCUCUGUUUUUCAUUUCUUGGUUGAUGUUUUACUUGAUCACCUACCUAUGUGUGGUGUAUACAUCCACAUUGAUUUACCAGUAGUAGGUGCGGGGUUGUUUGUUUUGUAUGCCUGUAUUUUUAAAGUUUUAUUUUUUUAGCAAAUAUCAAGUCAAGACUAGAUUAAUGUCAUCAAGUCAGAGCACGCAAGCAUUAAACUGCCAGCUGCUCUUGUGCAUGUUACGCCGUAAAGAACAAAAGCUUGCCGUAAACUGAUGGCGUCAGUCAUCUGAAGAUCAUGUGACGAUCAAAAUCUGAAAACCUUUUUUUUUUUAAUUAAUUAAUUGGCUUGAGUGAUGUGGGUUGUAAGCUCUUCCCCCUGACAGCUAGGGGAAGCUGUGGUUGCAGUGUUACGGUUUAUUUCCCGAUACAAUGUACUGUAUGUAAACAUGUCACUCACAGUGGCUGUAGACCCUUUCAUUACAAAUAGAUAGGAUGUGCUUGUUUUGUUAAGAAAUUCAACCCGUCUGUAGCGCUACAUAUAUCUCUCUAUAUAUUGUAGUCACCCCUAUUUGACUUAAGGUACCAACUAUCAGUGUGUCUAUCAAAAGAUCGUACUCCCGUACAUCCGGAAGAGACAACAAGAUACUUGUAUUUAUUUUUGUGUUCUUGCAGAGUGUUGCACACAACCACAGUGAGGCGCAUGGGAAUGAAGCCUCUUGUCAAAACAUUUCAUUGACAAAAGUGUGGACUGCUCCUUUUUUUUUUUUUUUUAACCAUUCCAUUAGUGCUGGAAAAGUUACAAAAUUAAUCAUGAAAUCAGACAUCAUGCAGGACACAGAACAAAAUCAUUUUUAACUUGCAUGAUGUCUUCACGUCUGUAAGAAAGUGUAGUUCUUGUUAUAAAGAGAAAUGCAUUCAGGUGCGUGCUUUUACUUGCAGUACCUUUUUAUUCUUUGUUUGCGAGCCAAGGGGUUUUUUUUUUGUUUGUUUUUGGCCUUGUAAGCCCAUGUGUUUGUAUAUUUUAUCAGAAUAUAUUGUGCAGCACUCCUGAUUUCUCCUUUGAAUAAUCCACCCCAGCUGUACAGGAAAAUAGUUCCUGGAGAUAGUUUUCCCAGCAACAGAAAGCAGACAUGUUGUGGUUUAAUGGGAAUGAGACUGCGGAGUCCUCAAUCAGAAUCUGGAUAUUUCAACUGAAGAUUGAAACUUAAAGCUGAACCUUGAAAAUGGGCUGUGCAGCUGCCUUUUUUUUUUUCUUUUUCUUUUUUGCAUAACUGAUUGCACACGUGAUGGACAUGCAGAAAGAAGACACUACGGAGUCAUUGAGGACUUAUGCACUAUGUUGUACACAACCAUGACCUUAUUUUUUCAGUCAUGCCUUAAAUGUCCUGAGGAGUGGCCGUAUAACUCUCCAAAACUUAGCAGAUAAGGACUGAGCAUCACUUUGCUCAGAAUAUCUUGUGUAUUUACUGUUUUUAGAAGAAAAUGCUCCAUUGUAUACACUGUACAUCUCAGUCUGUUUCUCCUUUUAUUUCCAGAGAUGUCCUAUGUGAUUGCAAUGACCACCAUGUUACCACUUGCCCAACAUCUUUUGCCCAUACUCCGCUAAUAAAGUGGACAUCAGUGA
Archocentrus centrarchus (flier cichlid) is the source of this 3653-nucleotide messenger RNA. RefSeq names its product mitogen-activated protein kinase 9 (gene mapk9). NCBI's taxonomy places the organism in Eukaryota, Metazoa, Chordata, Actinopteri, Cichliformes, Cichlidae. Gene Ontology annotation, biological process: protein phosphorylation. The record is from RefSeq and is a predicted model, not a curated record. The transcript has 11 exons. Gene Ontology annotation, molecular function: MAP kinase activity; ATP binding. Bases 10 to 1272 code for a protein of 420 amino acids.